Messenger RNA from Mya arenaria, 1020 nucleotides. RefSeq names its product neuronal acetylcholine receptor subunit alpha-7-like. The coding region runs from base 1 to 1020 and encodes 339 amino acids. NCBI's taxonomy places the organism in Eukaryota, Metazoa, Mollusca, Bivalvia, Myida, Myidae. Gene Ontology annotation, biological process: regulation of membrane potential; signal transduction; chemical synaptic transmission. Gene Ontology annotation, cellular component: neuron projection; synapse; membrane. The record is from RefSeq and is a predicted model, not a curated record. The transcript has 2 exons. Gene Ontology annotation, molecular function: extracellular ligand-gated monoatomic ion channel activity; transmembrane signaling receptor activity; neurotransmitter receptor activity.
AUGCCGUUGAUGACAAUGUGCACGUGGAUGGACGAACAACUAACAUGGACGCCGUCAGAUCAUGGAGGUAUUGAGGAGAUUGCGUUCUACCAGAACGAAGUUUGGAAACCUCCGUUGAGCCUUGGUACUCCAAUCGAAUUUGUUAUCAUGCAAAACGACAUGAUGCAUGUGAUUGUGAUGCAUAACGGAAUGGCCAUGAUGUCCCCUGGAAAUAUCAUCGAGAGCGCCUGCACUUUUAACAUGAAGUUCUGGCCCUUUGAUAAACAGGUGUGUGAUGUCAGCUUCUGGGCCUACGAUGUUAUAGACAACCAAGUGGAACUAAACAUUCCUGACGACGGUUUUGUCAGCCUUGUGAACAAAAACGCUGAGUGGAUAUUAGAAUCUACGAGGUUCUUCAAACGGCAGUCUGGAAUGAUGAAUGAAAUUGUUUUUCGGCUGUAUCUAAAACGCCAGUCAGGGUUUUAUGUUUUGACCAUUAUGCUACCAAUAAUUGGCUUGUCAAUUCUUGGAACAAUGGCUUUCCUUCUUCCCGUCGACUCCGGAGAGAGGGUCGGGUUUUCAGUAACAGUUAUGCUAUCACUGUCAGUGUUUCUUACAGUUAUUGCAGAAGAAAUGCCCAAAACAUCGGAUCCCAUUUCCAUAGCCGCAGUGCUUAUUGUUUUUCAGACGGUCUGUGGGUUAUCUGAGACUAUGAUCGCUAUUCUCACCGUGUUUGUGUAUCAAAAAGAUGAAAAAGAAAAACUGCCUAGCUGGGGUAAAGCGUUUAUAAGGGCAAGGAAAUGCUUUAAUAACAAAGUAGAAGAUGAGGUCCAUAACGAUAAUGUUGAGGCAAUGAAUGAGUCUACAUCCGGGAACCUCAAACAAAGAAAUCAAUUACUGGAUUCAAACAAAGGUAUCACUGAAGAAAGGAAAGCUGAAAGAGCAAAUGACAUUGAUAACGACCAAGAUGAAGAUGGAAAUGAAACUUCUGAAUGGUUGAAGAAAAAACGUAAAACCAACACUGGUGAUUACACGUGUUAA